AUGCCGGUGGUGUCGUCCUCGGACAGACCGUGCUCGAGCGCGAGCCGCGUCACGGGCGAAACGGACGUGCACGCGGCGAAGUGGAUUAAACUCGUGCGGCUAGAUUACGUCGACCCGACCGGCGCGGCGAGAACCUGGGACGCGGUGCGACGAACGACGACGACGAAAGAAGCGGAAGCGGACGCGGUGUGCGUGUUCGCGACCUUACGAGGCGGUGAUGCGAAGGAGGAUGAGGUGCUCUUAGUGAGACAGUUUCGACCGGCGUGCGGGACGGAGACGAUCGAGUUGCCGGCGGGACUGAUCGAUGACGGCGAAAAGGCCGAGACGAGCGCGCUGAGAGAAUUACACGAGGAGUGUGGGUACGUCGGGCGAGUGACGAACGUGACGCCGGCGGUCGUGCUGUCGCCCGGGUUGUCGGACGAAUCGGUGGUCUUGGUGACCGUGGACGUCGAUUUGGACGCGGCGGAAAACGCGAAUCCGUCGCAGCGAUUGGAGGGCUCGGAGUUUAUCACGGUGAUUCGAUGUCCAAAGAAGGAUUUGUUGCGAACGCUCGAUGAGUUCAGCGCGCAAGGGAUCAAAGUCUUCGCUGGAUUGUACACGCUAGCUUGGGCGCUCGAAAACGCGAAGAAUUUGCAAUGA
Molecule: messenger RNA, 639 nt
Organism: Ostreococcus lucimarinus CCE9901
Lineage: Eukaryota; Viridiplantae; Chlorophyta; Mamiellophyceae; Mamiellales; Bathycoccaceae
Exons: 1
Coding region: 1-639 (212 amino acids)
Biological process (GO): nucleoside phosphate metabolic process; ribose phosphate metabolic process
Cellular component (GO): nucleus
Molecular function (GO): ADP-ribose diphosphatase activity
Source: RefSeq, a predicted model, not a curated record